CGACUACUAUUAACAGGGCAAUAAUCGCCAGACAACUAAGGACAACCGCCAGGAUUUCAAGCCUAUCUGAAAAUUAGUCGCCUAAUACCGGAACAAUCGUCCAACUAUGUCCGAGACAGAUCUCAAACCUGGUCAGAAUCUGGCCCAUCUUCUUCCGCCUUCUUGGAGUGCUGAAGUGCAAAGGUGGUUUGCCGAAGACACUCCAUCCUUCGACUGGGCUGGCUUCGUUGUGGGUGAGGAAGAGCAAGAAGCGAUUCUCUGGGGUAAAAGCGGUGGUGUACUAGCCGGUGUACCUUUUUUUGAAGAAGUAUUCAAGCAAGUUGACUGCGCGGUGGAAUGGCUUAUGCCUGAGGGAUCUGUUGUGCCUCCUGACACGAAGACCAAGGUCGCCAUUGUUCGAGGCAAAGCUCGGCAGCUUUUGUUGGGUGAGCGUGUUGCGCUAAAUACAUUGGCUAGAUGCAGUGGAAUCGCAACCGUAUCAAGGAGGUUCCGAGAUUUGGCUAGGGCCGAGGGUUGGAAGGGCGUUGUUGCUGGCACCAGAAAGACUACCCCCGGCUUCAGGCUGGUCGAGAAGUAUGGGAUGAUGGUGGGUGGCGUAGACCCUCAUCGGCAUGAUUUGUCAUCGAUGGUUAUGCUCAAAGACAACCAUAUCUGGGCAACUGGUUCAAUCACUUCUGCUAUCCAAACUGUUCGCCGAGUUGCUGGUUUUUCCCUUCUUGUUAACGUCGAGUGCCAGAAUUUCAAAGAAGCGGACGAGGCCGUUACGGCGGGAGCUAAUAUCGUGAUGUUGGACAACAUGGUUGGAGAAGAUUUACAUUCUGCGGCGAGACGACUCAAAGAAAAAUGGCAGGGUCAACGGGAGUUUUUGAUUGAAACUAGUGGUGGUAUCAUAGAAGGGAGUCUGACUGGUCGGGUGGGACCUGACAUCGAUAUCCUAUCAACAUCAGCGGUACACCAGAGCUGUCCUCAUGUUGAUUUUUCGCUCAAGAUUCAGCCUAGAAAGAGUUCCUGAAUGUUUUAUUGCAUUAUGGCCAAACCUGAUUUCACAAUAUUCGAUGCAACAUUGCAACAGCAGAGAUGACAAUUGCAUCGGACAGCGCACGCGAGACCCGAAAGAUUGAACAUGGUCGACUUGUUAUUGCUUUGAGAAACUGACUGUACAACUCAGAAGGUAACCGAGCAAUCGUGCCGAUCACUGAUAUGUUAUUAGGGCCCUAGAAAAAGACAGCCAGGAAAACUCGUGAUUGUUGCUAGUAGUACAGUACAUGUGAAUGAGAAUGCUGUGUCAUGAGAACGUCGUUUACAAAGAUGAAGAUAGG
Messenger RNA from Cryptococcus deneoformans JEC21, 1319 nucleotides. Its product is annotated as nicotinate-nucleotide diphosphorylase (carboxylating), putative. Gene Ontology annotation, cellular component: cytoplasm. The transcript is spliced from 6 exons. Lineage: Eukaryota; Fungi; Basidiomycota; Tremellomycetes; Tremellales; Cryptococcaceae. Gene Ontology annotation, molecular function: nicotinate-nucleotide diphosphorylase (carboxylating) activity. The record is from RefSeq and is a predicted model, not a curated record. Bases 107 to 1012 code for a protein of 301 amino acids. Gene Ontology annotation, biological process: quinolinate catabolic process; NAD+ biosynthetic process.